GUCCAAACGAAAUUAAAUUUUGCCCGACACUUGCUCGCCGAGCGUGGCAACGCCUAGAUCGAUCUGCUGUCCGCUUAGUGUUCGCGUUUCCAAGUAGUGUUCAUAUUUUUUAAUUCACACUCGAAUGAUACUAUCAAAAUUCACAGUUAGUUGUAAAACAACCGAAAUUUGUUAUAAAAUGCGACGUGUUAAGUGAAACUUUUAUAUACACUUCUGUGUAAAUGAAUAACUCUCGUAUUCUCAAGAGUAAAAAAUAUUUUGAUUGAAAAUUUAAAAAAAAAUGAAUUAUAAUUGUACAAACUUCAUUUAAAACAGAAAAAAAAACUCAAAAAUUCAAUAAAUAGUAUUUAUUUAUAAAAGUUAACAGCUCUAUUCGAGUCGUGCUUAAAAAUCCAUUUUACAGUUCUUUGUUUUAUGCGUCGUUCACGCAAGAGAGAGAUAGUCAUUAUCUAGUUUCUAAAAAUGUCUCAUGUAGUGCUGCGAACACUAAGCGGUCACAAUUGUACUUUAUUAUUCUCCCACCUUAUACGUUUUUUCUAUUUGGUUAACGAGAGGCUUAUCGUUGAACGCGUUAUCUAAGGUUUAUCUUAUCCAUUUGACGAGUCGGAUUUGACGAGACUCGAACCAGAUUAUUCACUGACUUUCUGAGGGUCGAAUAAUACGCGUGGUGAGAGGAAAGAGUGGUGUUAUCAGUGUGGAAAGCGGUGAUAUGCGCUCUCGGGGAGAUGAGCGCACCGUGGCCAGUGCAUCGCGGCGUGAUGCAGCGGAAAGUGUUCGAUCGGUCGCACGCAUCCGACAGAAGAAUGAUAAGCAAUCUGCGACCACGUGGAGAUUGUUCAGGAGGGAGCUCGCGGUUCCCGCGCGCAAGGUGGCAGAGAUGAGCGGAAAACACGAAGAGUACCCAGUACCCUGUGACGGCACGCUCGGAUUAUAUUUAGAUAAAUACGUCAGAAGCCGUGGAGAGCGCACGCGGAAAGGUCGAGCCGCGGCCGAUGAGCUUUCGACUAACCAGACUGCUAUGGAACUCUGUUGUAGAAGCUCGUAACCGAACGUUUCCGCUUCGACCCGCGUCAGCCAACCUUCUCACUUUUGCAUGUACCAAAGAAAUUCUCGAGUUUGGUGAUAACUGGCGAAUAUUUAUGUCAGUGCUGAAGUUCGUGUGAUUAUAAACAAUCUUUUAACUUUACUGUUAAUAGUAGAGCAGAUAACGUUGCUUUACAUUAACAUUUUGCUGUUUCGUCUUUAUUUUAACGUUCAAAGAAAUGUGAAAGUUGCGUAAUUUUAAAAGGAGUGAGAUUUAGUAAAAAGUGUGAACAUAAUUGCAAAAUUCUUUAUGUUAUAACAGCAAAAUCGUAGAACUGUUCGGUAGAUUAUUAAAAUUGAGCGAAUAGGGAUUUGCCAGUAAAUAGAUAGUGAUGCAAUUCUGAGUUGCAGACCUAUUAAUGUUUAUUCGCGAAUUAUCGUUAUUAGCCAAUACGGGCUAAUUAUCUGCAUACGAGCGCGUGUGUGUCUGUGUCGUACAAGAAAAGUCUCGGA
Ceratina calcarata is the source of this 1536-nucleotide messenger RNA. RefSeq lists its product as uncharacterized. Lineage: Eukaryota; Metazoa; Arthropoda; Insecta; Hymenoptera; Apidae. The transcript has 2 exons. The record is from RefSeq and is a predicted model, not a curated record. Bases 710 to 1045 code for a protein of 111 amino acids.